AGUGGGUCAAGCAGGCGUCUCCAUCUGAAGCCGAGCUGAGCCUCUCCCACAGCGGGGCAUUCGCAACAUCAACCCGGGCCCGGCGGCAUCGGCUGCCCGCUACAAGGGGAAAGGAAACAUGGACCAACCGGCGCGUUAGGAGCGGCCUGGUGCUUUAGUGAGGACAAUACCUACCUAUUUAUUUAACUAUUUAUUUAAUUAUUUAUUUCCCCAGCAGUAAUGGCUGGGGUCCAUGGCUGCAGCUGAGGGGCAGGUGCAAUAUCGACGAAGACGUUUGGUUCCGAGACAUGGACUCAGAGCCGUGAAACUGUGCGGGAAUAACAGGUUAUACUGUGAGAUAAAGCCCGGUACUGCAUCCAGCGUUGCCGCAGCUGUACCCAUUCCCCUGCCAAGCCUGUCACUCCUGAAUAUGACCUGAUCCUGUCGCCUAUCCAUCCGCGGAAACCCCCCACAUCCACAGCCCGUGACACUCGCUGCUUUCAGGCCUGUUCACCGCGCACCCCCAGCGGAGGCAGCCAACAUGAUGGACCUGCAGUUAGACGAGGUGGUGUACCAGGACGACUACGGCUCCGGGACUGUCAUGUCGGAGCGGGUGUCGGGCCUGGCGAGCACCAUUUACCGCGAGUUCGAGCGCCUCAUCCGCAGCUACGACGAGGAGGUGGUGAAGGAGCUGAUGCCGCUGGUGGUCAACGUGCUGGAGAACCUGGACGCGGUGCUCACGGAGAACCAGGAGCACCUAGUGGAGCUGGAGCUGCUCAAGGAGGACAACGAGCAGCUCAUCACCCAGUACGAGAGGGAGAAGGCGCUGCGUAAACAGGCGGAGGAGAAAUUCAUAGAGUUUGAGGAUGCCUUGGAAGCUGAGAAGAAGGACCUCCAGGUGCAGGUGGAGUCUCUGGAGCUGCAGUCCAAACAGCUGGAGCUCAAGUCCAAGAACUACUGCGACCAGAUCACACGUCUGGAGGAGAGAGAAUCCGACAUGAAGAAAGAAUACAACGCCCUGCACCAACGCCACACUGAGAUGAUCCAAACCUACGUGGAGCACAUAGAACGGUCCAAACUGCAACAGACGGGAAGCAACAGCCAAGAGGGCACUGGCUGCGGACGAACUCAACGCCAUAAGUGGAGGAAAAGCAGCAAAGCGGACCGGCCUCCCUCGCUGAGCCUGUACCCCACCGGCGAAGGCAUGGUACGUGGGGGUCUCGGGGGGGCUAGGACCGUGCCCGCCAAAGACAUCUGGCAGGUCGGCAGUGACACCUUCAGCUGUGCCUAUCAGGAGGACGGGUCAGAGUCGGACUCUGUGGCCGCCACACCCAGCAGCACGGGAAGCAAGUCCAACACGCCCACCUCCUCUGUCCCCUCGGCAACGGUCACCCCCAUCAAUGAAGGCUUUCCCCCGCACGGUGACUUCGACAUACGCACAGGGAACCGGCGCAAAGGGACCAAGAGGCUGAGCCGCAACAUGGAGGUGCAGGUCUGCCAGGAGACCAAGAAUGUCAGCAUUGGAAUGGGCAGCAGUGACGAGUGGACUGAGUUUCAGGAGAUCAUUGAUUCCACCCCUGAGCUGGACAUGUGCGUGGACCCGCGUCUGUACGGAGGAGGCAACAGUCCCUCUCAGGGCAUUGUCAACGAAGCUUUUGGGAUCAACACUGACUCUCUCUACCACGAGCUCAAAGAUGCCAAGUCUGACGUGAUCGGAGAUGUAGAUGCCGGCGCAGAACUUCUAGGUGAAUUCUCAGGAAUGGGCAAGGAGGUAGAGAACCUACUAACAGAGAACAAACAACUCCUAGAGACCAAAAAUGCUUUGAACAUAGUGAAGAAUGACCUUAUUGCCAAAGUGGAUGAGUUGUCAGGGGAGCAUGAGGUGCUGAGAGAGGAACUGGAGGCAGUGAGACAGUCCAAGAACAAAGUGGACGCCCGAGUGAAGGAGCUGGAGGAGGAGCUAAAGAGACUACGAGCAGAGGCGCUGGGAGCUUCUAGAGACUCAAAGGAUGAAUGUGGGGAUGAUUUCUCGUCCCCCAUGCAGGACGGAGACAUGACUAUGACCCAGAGGAGGCGCUUCACUCGGGUGGAGAUGGCCCGGGUGUUGAUGGAGAGGAACCAGUACAAAGAGAGGCUGAUGGAACUGCAGGAGGCCGUGCGGUGGACAGAGAUGAUCAGGGCAUCUCGGGAGAGCCCACCAAUUCAAGAAAAGAAGAAGUCUACCAUCUGGCAGUUCUUCGCUCGCCUGUUCAGCUCCUCGUCCAGCCCUCCCCCGGUCAAGCGUCCGUACUACAGUGUGAACAUCCACUACAAGUCCCCCUCUCCUGCCUUCUCCCAGCGCCGCAGCCACACCAUGUGCCAGAUCUCCACCUCCAACCGCACACUCGAGUUUUUCCCCGAAGAUGACUCUGCCCUAAUGACACGCAGAGAGCAGAGGCGGGAACAGUACCGCCAGGUCCGUGAGCACAUGCGGCGUGACGACGGCAUCAUGCAGGCCUGUGGCUGGAGUGUGCCCUCCAGGUUCAAACAGAAUGGUGCACAGGCCGACAGUGCUCCGGACAGUGCCCAGAAGAGACCGCAGGCAACCAAUGAGAAAGAGGACAACCGCAUCAAGAAUGUGCCUGUGCCGGUCUACUGUCGCCCUCUGGUAGAAAAGGACCCUAACAGAAAGUUGUGGUGUGCAGCAGGCGUGGACCUCACUGGAUGGAGGGCCAACCAGGACACCAUACUCAAAGCCUUAAACAGUAAUGGAGACCCUCUGAACGCAGAGGAGGACGAAGCAGAUAAGAAGAACAGCCCAGAGAAGAGAAAGCCAAAGGAGCUCCAGGAGACAGACUCGAUGAACAGUCGUGUGUGGAUCCUGACCAGCACACACUCGGCCAGUAAAGUGGUCAUCAUCGAUGCUAACCAGCCUGGCUCCCUGGUCGACCAGUUCAACGUCUGCAAUGCCCACGUGCUCUGCAUCUCCAGUGUGCCAGCUGCUAGUGAGAGCGACUACCCCGCAGGAGAGAUCGUGUUAGACCCAGGAGACGGCUCCAUGGGAGGGGACGACUCGGGCAGUGUGGAGGGGAUGCUAGCUGGGAUCACGCUGGUUGGCUGUGCUACAAACUGCAGCGUCGCUCGUAGCAACUGCUCCUCACGCACUGAUACGCCUAUUCAAGACAAAAACCAAGCUCCUGUUGCUCCACCUAGCAGUGCUAAAAUCCACUCAGCCCAGUCUGCAGAGGAGGCCACAGAAGCCACAGAGGUCCCAGAGUCUACCCCCAACCACACUGGCUCAGGACCACCAGGACCCUUCACUGAGCAUGUGUUCACAGACCCCCAGCCCCGUCCUGCCGACUCCUCAGACAGGAGCUCAGAACGGUCCAAAGAGGAGACGUCUCAUUCCACUGAUACAGAACACGGAGGAGAAGAGACCAAAAACUACACUAGUGUUGCGCCAACUAUGUGGCUAGGAGCACAGAAUGGCUGGCUCUAUGUCCACUCAGCGGUCGGAAACUGGAAGAAGUGUCUACACUCCAUCAAGCUCAAAGACUCAGUGCUCAGUUUAGUUCAUGUCAAAGGUCGUGUGCUGGUAGCUUUGGCUGAUGGGACGCUGGCCAUUUUCCACCGAGCAGAAGACGGUCAAUGGGACUUGUCUAACUACCAUCUGAUGGACCUGGGCCGGCCUCAUCACUCCAUCCGCUGCAUGGCUGUUGUGCACGACAAGGUGUGGUGCGGCUACAAGAACAAGAUCCAUGUCAUCCAGCCCAAGAGCAUGCAGAUCGAGAAGUCGUUUGAUGCUCACCCACGCAGAGAGAGUCAGGUGAGGCAGCUGGCCUGGAUCGGAGACGGGGUGUGGGUGUCCAUCCGGCUGGACUCUACGCUGCGCCUCUACCACGCACACACACACCAGCACCUGCAGGACGUGGACAUUGAGCCUUACGUCAGCAAGAUGUUAGGUACUGGGAAACUCGGCUUCUCCUUUGUGAGGAUCACAGCUCUUCUAAUCGGAGGAAACCGCCUCUGGGUUGGCACCGGAAAUGGUGUGAUCAUCUCCAUCCCUUUAACAGAAACUGUGGUCCUACACCGGGGACAGCUCCUGGGUCUGAGGGCCAAUAAGGUGUCUCCCACAUCGUCUGGAGGCGUGAUCCACGUGUACGGGGAUGACGGCUCGGAGAAGAGCACUGGCAGCUUUAUCCCGUACUGCUCCAUGGCACAGGCACAACUUUGUUUCCACGGACACCGAGAUGCCGUCAAAUUCUUUGUUUCUGUACCAGGUAAUGUAUUGGCCACGUUGAAUGGCAGUGUGCUGGACAAUCCCUCAGACACACAAGGGUCUGGGGCCCCUGCGGAGGCCGAGACGCAGAGCGUUCAGAACGUGCUGGUGCUGAGUGGAGGAGAGGGCUACAUCGACUUCCGCAUUGGUGAUGGCGAGGACGACGAGACAGAGGAAGGGGACAACAACACCCAGAGCACGGAGCCCAAGUCGUCUCUGUGCAAAGCCGAGAGGAGCCAUAUUAUUGUGUGGCAGGUGUCCUAUAUCCCUGAGUGACCUGGCUCUCCACCUACUCCUGCAACUCCCAGUAUCAACAUUUGAACUAACUAUUAUCCUCCUCCUCUGCCCUUAAAGCUUCCAGUGCUCCCAAACCUUGUAUUUAAUCCCUGAUGUAAAAGUCCCUUCAAGAUGUUUAACUACCAUACCCCCUGCUCCUGGUACCUUGUAAGUUAAAUGCAUUGUACAAAGAAAAAAAAUCCCUUCUUCUUUGAUCUUGUAAUAUGCUUGACAUGCUGUUUGGGCAUUCUAAGUAAAUCCAUGAGCCUUGUUCCUAGCCUAAAACUACCUCCCAAACAUUCAAAAUCUCCCUCGGUUGUCCUGCAUCUAGUCCUCUUCCUACUUCGGUUACCAUCUGUGAAACUUCUAAACAUAGACUUUAAACUUGCACAACGUAACUUUUCUGGUUUAGGGUUUUCUACGUGCUUGUUUCCGUGAUAAUUUUAUAGCUUUGCCUAGAAUGUUCCAUAGUAUUAUACAUUUUUGCUUUUACUCAGUAACAAGUGUGCUCAAAAAUGCAUUGAAUAACAUGUAUUUCUGCUGUGCGUGGGCUCACCUGUCCACAGAUCUGACCUGUAAGUGUAAUUCUAUACCGUGAAACAUUCGGGGCAAAGCAAUAGCAUCUCACGGUGACAACAGUCUCUUCAUCGGUAAAGUUACAGUGUGCCUUUAAGUAUCCCAAACCUGUUUAAUGAUGCAAUUUGUAUGGCCUUUGCUAGGUUUAUUAAUAACUUUGGACAAUACUUAUGCACCAGUUAUCCAUCAAAAAUACCGCCAAAAAAUGUAUGAAUCAAAAUUUUGAGAAGACAUUUUGAAAGAUGAGAAAU
Periophthalmus magnuspinnatus is the source of this 5340-nucleotide messenger RNA. RefSeq names its product mitogen-activated protein kinase 8 interacting protein 3 (gene mapk8ip3). Lineage: Eukaryota; Metazoa; Chordata; Actinopteri; Gobiiformes; Gobiidae. The transcript is spliced from 33 exons. Gene Ontology annotation, cellular component: cytoplasm. Bases 521 to 4513 code for a protein of 1330 amino acids. The record is from RefSeq and is a predicted model, not a curated record. Gene Ontology annotation, molecular function: MAP kinase scaffold activity; JUN kinase binding; kinesin binding. Gene Ontology annotation, biological process: vesicle-mediated transport.